AUGUACCUGCAUCAUCAUCAUCAUCAACCAGAGUCAUCAUCAGAAGGCUGUUCAUCUCCGAGGGUAUCAACCCCAGAUAGUCACUACGCUUUGACGGUUUCGAGCCCUUUAUCGACAGCAUCUGAUCCAGGUAUGUCGUCCCAACCUUACACUCCAAACUACUAUCGACAGGAUUGGAGUAGCAGGAACAGUUACUAUGGAGAGAACAACAAUCUUUAUAAUAAGUACGAUUACAAGUACAAAUCUCAAGGCAUGGAGAGUCAGAGCAGUUACGACAAGCAGGACUACUAUGGAGACAGUAAGUACAAAAAAGAUAAUACUAGACGGGGUACUAGCCAGCCGCCUCCGACGGGGAUGGAGGUCAUGAAAAAGCGGAGGUUAGCUGCUAAUGCUAGGGAGCGAAGACGCAUGAAUAGUUUAAAUGACGCUUUUGAUAGGUUGAGGGACGUGGUACCCUCUUUAGGGAACGAUAGGAAGUUGUCGAAGUUCGAAACGUUGCAAAUGGCUCAGACGUAUAUUGCUGCGUUACAUGAGCUGUUGCAAAGAGAUUAG
Psylliodes chrysocephalus is the source of this 552-nucleotide messenger RNA. The record is from the annotation of a GenBank genome assembly. NCBI's taxonomy places the organism in Eukaryota, Metazoa, Arthropoda, Insecta, Coleoptera, Chrysomelidae.